Porites evermanni is the source of this 1355-nucleotide messenger RNA. NCBI's taxonomy places the organism in Eukaryota, Metazoa, Cnidaria, Anthozoa, Scleractinia, Poritidae. The record is from the annotation of a GenBank genome assembly.
AUGAGCAAUAAAACCGAAUCAAUAGAUCAAAAAUCUCAAAAACGAAUUUGUGUCUCGAUUUGCAUUCCGAUAGUUGUUUUCGCUUUUUGCUUCGUUGUUUGGAGGCCCAUUCUGGUUCCUUACUCGUACAAAUUUGUGAACAUAGUUUCUUUCCACAUCAUCAAUGAUAAACAGAAGAGUUUGGACAACGAAUUGCUGCUUGCUCGCAAAGAAUGGAAGUUCUAUCAACUGGAAAGACGUUUUCGCCAACGGUGGUGUAAAGAGACUAACGUCAGGUCUCGAAAAAAUGUAGCCUGGCUAACCGUUAUGGUUAAUAAUGACUUUGUCGUUCCCGCUUUGGUUCUCGGUAAUUCCAUUCGAACAUUUUCUUGUCACACGAAUAUGAUUGCGCUAAUUUCAAAAGAUGUCAGUGAGAAUACGAGAAAGGCGCUUCAGAGCGUCGGCUGGAAGACUCGUUUGGUCGAAGAAAUGCAUUGUGACAGGAUGGAUGCUAAGGUUGGUGGAGAUCGAAAUAGCGGACUUUUCGGAAGACCUCUAGGACACAGAAUUAAGGGAACACACACAAGAUUUCACGCGUGGAACUACACAGACUUUUCCAAAAUGAUUUAUGUUGAUGCUGAUUACAUGCUGAUAUCUAACAUCGACGAACUCUUUGAGAUUCCAGAACACUUUGCCGCCGCCCCUUGCUCCAGACCUGGUGUUUUGGAUCCUUGUUUCAANAGACUCGUUUGGUCGAAGAAAUGCAUUGUGACAGGAUGGAUGCUAAGGUUGGUGGAGAUCGAAAUAGCGGACUUUUCGGAAGACCUCUAGGACACAGAAUUAAGGGAACACACACAAGAUUUCACGCGUGGAACUACACAGACUUUUCCAAAAUGAUUUAUGUUGAUGCUGAUUACAUGCUGAUAUCUAACAUCGACGAACUCUUUGAGAUUCCAGAACACUUUGCCGCCGCCCCUUGCUCCAGACCUGGUGUUUUGGAUCCUUGUUUCAACGCAGGGCUUCUUGUGUUCAAGAGAGAUUUGAAAACCUACCAAGAAAUCAUGAAACAAUGGCGGGAGACAACAGAAAAAGACACCUGCCCAACGGAUCAGGAAUUGCUCAAUGAGUUUUAUGCAGACAGUGGCUGGAAAGAACUUCCGUAUGCAUACAACAUCAGGCGGAUAAUCUUUCGGCCCAUGAUGUCAUUCCACUAUGCCUGCUGUCGACCUCCAAAGCCAUGGACGUCAGAAUGUCGUCCAAGUAGAAAGGAGGCGAGUAAGUUUGACGGUCCCAUCAUAACUGUCGAUGAUAUGACGUUACUUUUCUGGAAAAAUUUCUAUGAACUUAUUCAGCAGUACAACUUAGAAAACUGGUGG